AUGAUCGUCAUCCUCCUCCUCACUCUCGGCUUCACGCCAAUCGCCGCCGAGCCCUGGCAAAUCUGCGGCGACGCGGCCAUGAACUACACGACCAACAGCACCUACCAUGGCAACCUCGAGCUCCUAUCCACCAAGCUCACCCACAACGCCACCACAAGUCCGUACCACUACGCCACGGCCUCCGCCGGCGCCGCCCCGGACACCGUUUACGGCCUCGCGCUCUGCCGCGGCGACGUGAACGCCACCGCCUGCGGCGCCUGCGUCGCCACCGCAUCCCUGGGCGCGCAGCAGCUGUGCCCCUACCGCGCCGACGCCACCGUCUUCUACCCGACCUGCCGCCUCCGCUUCUCCGGCAAGAACUUCCUCCACCCCGACGACUACUCCCAGAUCGUCGACGGCGUCGUCAACACCAUGAACACCACGGACACCACCAACACGGCGCCCGCGCUACCCGAUUGGGAUUCUGGCAACGCCGAGAGCGUCGCCGGCAUCACCGAGAUCGUUAGGGAGCUGCUGCAGGAGACGGCGAGGCAGGCGGCGUACAGCUCCGGGGCGAGGAUGUUCGCCACCGGCCGCAUGGAUGUCGGCGGAGGCUUUCCGGCGCUCUACUCCAUGGCGCAGUGCGUGCCGGCGCUGACGCACAGGGACUGCUCGUCCUGCCUUCAGGUCAUCAGCUUCAUGGCCACCGACAACUUUGCAGGUAGGCGAGGAGGACGGCUUCUUGCUCUCUGGUGUAACUUGAGGUACGACACGGAUCAUUUCUAUGACGGCGAUCCCACGGUGACAGUCGUAUCACCAGUGAAGGAGGUUGUGCCGCCGGCGGUGCUUGCCGUGACCAGACGGAAACACAAGACGUCAGGGGGCAUGAUCAAAGUUGUUCUUCCUCUACUUGCAUCGAUUAUUGGCUUGAUCAUUUCCUUCAUAUUCAUAAAACGAAGGCGCAUAAAAGGUAAUGGGUCUCAGGAUAAGCAUACUAAGAUGAAUGUGAAGGAAGAUGAAGCCAUAGUUUGGGGGCUUGAAGGAAGGAGUUCAGAAUUCAUGAUUUAUGACUUUCCUCAAGUAUUGGAGGCUACAGCUAACUUUUCAGCAGAAAAUAAACUUGGGCAAGGUGGCUUUGGUCCUGUAUACAAGGGUCGGUUUCCUGAUGGGUUGGAGAUAGCCGUCAAGAGGCUUGCUUCACAUUCAGGUCAAGGUUUCACAGAGUUUAAAAAUGAAGUACAACUUAUAGCCAAGCUGCAGCACACUAAUCUAGUUAGGCUCUUGGGAUGCUGUUCUCAGGAAGAGGAGAAGAUAUUAAUCUACGAAUAUUUGCCAAAUAAAAGCCUCGACUUAUUUAUUUUUGAUGAAACAAGAAGACCUUUAUUGUAUUGGAAUAGACGCCUAGCAAUAAUAGAAGGGAUAGCACAAGGACUUUUGUAUUUGCAUAAGCACUCUCGGUUACGUGUCAUCCAUAGAGAUCUUAAAGCAAGUAAUAUUCUCCUGGAUCAUGAAAUGAAUCCUAAAAUUUCAGAUUUUGGGCUCGCAAAAAUAUAUAGCACAAAUGAUACAGAAGUAAACACGGAAAGAAUUGUCGGGACAUAUGGAUAUAUGGCUCCUGAGUACGCAUCAGAAGGCCUCUUUUCAAUCAAAUCUGAUGUGUUCAGCUUCGGUGUGCUAACUCUUGAAAUAGUUAGUGGAAAAAGAUCAUCAAGUCUUCAUCGAUGUGGAGACUUCAUCAACCUUCUUGGGCAUGCAUGGCAGUUGUGGAAAGAUGAAAGAUGGCUUCAAAUCGUGGAUGUGUCAUUAGAUAUUGAGUGUCAUACAUUAGAGAUAAUGCGAUGCAUCAAUGCUGCAUUGCUGUGUGUGCAAGAGAAUGCAGCUGAUCGACCCACCAUGUCAGAUGUGGUUGCGAUGCUUAGAAGUGAGGGUAUGACCCUGACCGAGCCUAAGCACCCCGCAUAUUUCCACAUAAGGGUGACAGAGGAGGAGGAUAUCUCAAUAGUCACUGAGCCAUCUAGUGUUAAUGAUAUGACAAUGUCUGCUUUACGUGGCAGAUAGUUUCAUAAUUUUGUCCAAGAUCGUAUCAAAGUUGUAGUGUGCUGUUUCUUUUUUCAAGGGCAUUUUCAAUUCUGUCUUAAGGCUGAAAUUGUGAAUUAGUACGACAAAACUAUGGCUGUACAAUGGUGAUGCAAGACAGCUGAAAUUCAAAUAAUUAACAUUGUUUGGGAUU
Setaria italica (foxtail millet) is the source of this 2209-nucleotide messenger RNA. Its product is annotated as cysteine-rich receptor-like protein kinase 10. Gene Ontology annotation, biological process: protein phosphorylation. The transcript has 7 exons. The coding region runs from base 1 to 2037 and encodes 678 amino acids. The record is from RefSeq and is a predicted model, not a curated record. NCBI's taxonomy places the organism in Eukaryota, Viridiplantae, Streptophyta, Magnoliopsida, Poales, Poaceae. Gene Ontology annotation, molecular function: ATP binding; protein serine/threonine kinase activity.